AUGGCUCCCAGUACGCCUGACGCCAAACGUCAUGUCAAGAUAAGAAAAGAACCACUGAUCACCUCAUUCCGCCGCACGUGGGUUGUACCCUUGAUCCUCACAGCUGCAAUUUUGCUAGUCUACGCCAUCAACCCGACUGAGCCAAGUCCAGUUUAUCCAUUCAUCUUUCCAUCCUAUAAGCUGGGAGAUGGCUUCACUCCGGCGCAGUACGGCAAAGGCCCCCGUGACAUCGCAUUUGUCAUAUUCUACACCGUUUUCCUUACCUUUACACGCGAGUUCUGCCUGCAAGAGAUCUUCAACCCUCCCGCCCUCAAAUGUGGCAUACUCUCACGCGCCAAACGAGCGCGCUUCGCCGAAAACAUGUACACAGCCCUGUACAUCGCCAUCAUCGGACCCUGGGGGAUGUAUCUCAUGCAUCGCACCCCAGUCUGGUACUUUAACACGCACGGAAUGUACGAGGGUUUCCCGCACCGCACCCACGAGGCAGGGUUCAAGUGUUAUUACCUCCUCCAGGCCGCCUUCUGGAUGCAGCAGGUCGUGGUGAUGGUGUUGGGCUUGGAAGCUCGCCGCAAGGAUUUCAACCAGCUCAUCGGACACCACGUCGUCACGGUAGCGCUUGCGGCGUUGAGUUACCGGUUUCAUUUUGCGUAUAUGGGUAUCGCGGUCUACAUUACUCACGACAUCAGCGACUUUUUCCUUUCGCUAUUAAAAUCGCUAAAUUACGUGGAGAGCAAGGCGCAGGGCUGGUCGUUUGGGCUGUGUAUCGUCAUGUGGAUUUACUUGCGGCACUACAUCAACUUGCGGAUCUUGUACUCGAUGCUGCCUGGGGGGGAGUUCAGCACUGUUGGGCCGUAUGUGAUGGAUUGGGAGGCUAAACAGUACAAGUCCCCACUGGCGAACGUCAUCACAUUUAGUCUGUUGGCUUUGUUACAGUCGUUGAAUAUCUUUUGGUUGUAUUGUUUGUUUAGGAGCGCUUACAAGUUUGUUGUUCUUGGGGUGGCAAAGGAUGACAGGUCUGAGGCUGAGGAUGAGGGGGAAGAUGAUACGUCGGUCACAGUGGUGGGCAACAACAGACCGACUCAAGGGUUGGCGCAUGGGAAGGGUGGGCGUCCAGAGGCCAGAUGA
This is a messenger RNA of Podospora bellae-mahoneyi, 1125 nucleotides long. RefSeq names its product sphingosine N-acyltransferase lag1. The transcript has a single exon. The coding region runs from base 1 to 1125 and encodes 374 amino acids. Gene Ontology annotation, molecular function: sphingosine N-acyltransferase activity. Gene Ontology annotation, cellular component: membrane. Lineage: Eukaryota; Fungi; Ascomycota; Sordariomycetes; Sordariales; Podosporaceae. The record is from RefSeq and is a predicted model, not a curated record. Gene Ontology annotation, biological process: ceramide biosynthetic process.